GCAACAUCCGGUGUUUAUUGGCGGGUCGUUCAACAAGGAAAAGAUGUCGGAAGGUACUGAAAAUUAUUUCAGUGUUGACGACAUUCUUGCCACUCAGGAGCGAUUGCCAUGUACUGUGGAAAUGACAAUUUAUCGACUAGGGUACUUGGAUUCAAGUUCUGAAGGUGAUGAUCUUGUUCCGGGAACAACGCUGGAGAUGCCCUUCUGGAUGGCACGAGCUUUGUGCAGUCGCAAGCGCCACAUUGUGAGUGUUGAGAUCCCUAAACAGUACAAGGAGAGUUAUCGGGAGAUCUUAACAGCAGACGCUUCAGUUGUAGACCUCCACAAGCUAGGCCCAUUUUACUACAGCUAUGGAUGUCAGCUUCUUCGGUUUGAACUUCCUGACAGUGGAGACAUUUCAAAAAGUCUGCUCAAGACUUUCCAGACACGUUUAAGAAAAAUUAUGGACUCUUCACAGAACGCUUUGAAUGAAGACACAACAAGACUUACGGAGAAGUUGGAUGAGUCCGAGAGACUGUUGUUUAAGGCUGGACAGCAAGGCCUCAAUGACUUUUAUAAGUGGGAAACAAGACAAAUAGAGAAACUGACCACAUCAGAGAUGGUCAGACAUCACCGUAAACGGAAACGAGGGGCAUUAGAGGAUGCCUGAUUAAAUAUCAUAGAUUCUUCCUUAACCUCAGUUCUUUUUAUCAGGGAAUAUAACCAUUACUGUAUAUUUUGCUUUCGCUAUCUGAGAAAGUCACAAUUGUUGAAAAUCUUGGCUCUGUUUAUCAGGGAAAGUCUAUAUUACCAUAAAUCACUUCUAUUUUCCCAGGAAUCAUUUUUUUGUAAAACUUCACAAAAGAAGAGUCAAACACUCAGUCAAAUAUUCAAGUGGUGAAAAUGAGUUCUGUCAGUCUGGUUGUUUUUACGAUUAAUUUCUAGUGUGACCAGUUACAGUAAAUAACACUCUUUAUGGUGCAAAGUUAAUAACAAUAUUUAUGAGAAUUUAUGUAGCACAACUGGUGAAGGGUUUGUGUGUGACAUGUUGAUUACUAGUACAGUAUGUACUCUUGCCACUUUCAUCAGACAGUUGGCAAGUGAAGAUUAUAGCAUAACAAAAUCAAUGUCGAUUUUAUAUUGCCAUCUUGUACAAUCUUUACACCUUUGUGUACAUAUAUGUAACAGGAAAGAGAAUAGUGUGCUUCCACUGGGAAUCAAACCCUCAAUCUCCAGGUUCUUAGUCGUAUGCUCUAUCACUGAACUAUAGGGAAAUUCCCUCUACCUCGAAACUAGAAGGCGACCGUAAUCCUAUUGCAAAAGAUGUGCA
Mizuhopecten yessoensis (Yesso scallop) is the source of this 1309-nucleotide messenger RNA. Its product is annotated as DNA replication complex GINS protein PSF3-like. Gene Ontology annotation, cellular component: GINS complex. Gene Ontology annotation, biological process: mitotic DNA replication initiation. The record is from RefSeq and is a predicted model, not a curated record. The coding region runs from base 44 to 649 and encodes 201 amino acids. Lineage: Eukaryota; Metazoa; Mollusca; Bivalvia; Pectinida; Pectinidae. The transcript has 3 exons.